CGAUAUGUCCCGCUCUCCUCAACAGCGCGUGGCCUUGCGUCUAUCGUUCUCGAGGAGAACCAUGACUACAUCUCCGAGAAAGUCAGAGAGACGAAGCUACAGAAGCAAUUAACGAACAUAUCCAAGGCUGCAGACAACGGUAAAAUCCCAAUAAUACUUCUCUCGCCUUCUCUUGGAGCGAGAGAGAGAGAGAGAGAGAGAGACACUCUUUCGCUAUGCCCAUGACCGAGUUGACUCAGGCCGAGGUGUACUCGCCGAGGUCUCUGCAGGUAUGGCGGACACUCCUCAACUGGUUUGCCUUCUUCUUCCAGAUCUUCUAUCAGAUCCUCAGAGCUCUUGGUCACCACCCCAUGCUCUCUUCGGCUUCCUCCUCUUCUUCUUCUCCUUCUUUCAAGCCCUUGCCGGUCGUUGAGCUCCCGGACGACGACUCUCCGCCCACCUCCGCCGUCGAAAUCCCCACCGCCGCCCCCCCAGACUUCGAUUCCGACGACCGGUCCGAGAAGCUCACGGUAGUUCUUGACUUGGACGAAACUCUAGUAUGUGCAUAUGAGACAACCAGUUUGCCAGCUGUUGUUCGUAAUCAAGCAACAGAAGCUGGGUUGAAAUGGUUCGAACUCGAAUGCAUAUCUUCAGACAAGGAAUGUGAAGGAAAACCUAAGGUCAAUUACGUUACAGUUUUUGAGCGUCCGGGAUUGGAAGAAUUCUUAAAAGAAGUUGGUGAAUUUGCUAAUCUUGUACUGUUUACUGCUGGUCUUGAAGGUUAUGCUAGACCGCUUGUUGACAGAAUAGAUAAGGAAAAUCGAUUUAGUCUUCGACUUUAUCGGCCUUCAACAAUUAGCACGGAGUAUAGGGAGCAUGUGAAGGAUCUCUCCUGCCUAUCAAAGAAUCCAUGCCGAGUUGUUCUUGUUGACAACAAUCCAUUCAGUUUCUUGUUGCAGCCACUGAAUGGAAUUCCAUGCAUUCCAUUUACUGCUGGGCAACCACAUGACACACAGCUUCUGGAUGUCCUACUUCCACUCCUAAAGCACCUCUCUCAGCAGAAAGAUGUGAGACCUGUGCUCUACGAAAGGUUCCAUAUGCCUGAGUGGUUUCAAAAGCAAGGAAUCCCUAAUUCUGCUUGGACAUUGUAGAAUAAAUAGUGUGUGAUAAUGAAAGCCGCCAUUCUUUGUACAAUAUGCUACAAUUUGUUUGUUCAAAGGCAGCAUCUCAUAAUUGGACUUCAAUUUUUGUAUAGCAUCAAUUUGUACACAAGAGGUGAUGAAGGCCCCCUUCAAAGGUUUAUCAAAAAGGUUUCAAACUUUGCAAGUCAUGGUCACAUGUACACCAUUAAUGUAUUUAGAUUUGUCAAAACUUUGAUUGUUAUGUUACUUCAUUUUUAAGCUUGUGAUCCUCUUGAUUGUUCAUGUAACUUGUCGAAUUAACAAGAGUAAGUCUAUUUAGUUGACUA
Corylus avellana is the source of this 1447-nucleotide messenger RNA. RefSeq names its product Haloacid dehalogenase-like hydrolase (HAD) superfamily protein. The record is from RefSeq and is a predicted model, not a curated record. Gene Ontology annotation, molecular function: phosphatase activity. NCBI's taxonomy places the organism in Eukaryota, Viridiplantae, Streptophyta, Magnoliopsida, Fagales, Betulaceae.